GCAAAGCACCUUUACUGGAUUUUCACCUUAUUAAACUUCCCUCAGAUGGACAUGAUAUCACAAUCUACAAGACAUUGAUGUUGAACAUACAGAAUAUUAUACUGCACAUUGAGGAACUUAUGUUGCUGAAACUGUUUGAAUUUUUCAAGUACGGUGAGGUUGGUCCUGAGAUUGAAACCACGAAUGAGAGUCGUUAUGACGUGUUCAGAACUAACGCUUCAUUGAGUCAGGCUAAGCGAUACUUCUUUGAAACGAUCAAAGUAAGUACAGCCGAGUGUCGGUUGACGGUGCUAAAGUCCGUCCAGCUGCCACCAAGAUAUAAGCAACUCAAGUCGAGGAUGCAACUCAUGUUAAUACAGUUCCAAGAUGCACCAGUCAGCCUUGACCCAUUUACACGUGUGCAUGCAUUUGAAACUCAGGAGCUUCUUCUUGAAGUUGUUUCUAAACAUUAUACUGAAGAACUAAAGAGUCAAGCUGUUAAGAUCCUUGGUGCUGUAGACUUCCUUGGCAAUCCCAUAGGGUUGCUUCAGGAUCUCCGGGAUGGUGUUCGUGAAGGUUUAGAGGGCAAUGUUGCUGGACUUCUACGAAAUGUCACACAUGGCAUGUCAAACACUACAGCAAAGAUGGCAGGAACAAUAUCAGCCGGUAUUGGGUUGGUCACCAUGGAUCGCAAGCAUCAGGACAUGCGCCACCAGAUUCACCGCUCUCAUGGAGAAUCUGGCGUUGGCCAUUUUAUGGCAGGGGUGAAAGGGCUUGGAUUUGGAGUAGUUGGUGGAUUAACCAGUGUGUUUACGCAGUCAUACCAAGGUGCUAGCAAAGACGGAGUCGAGGGCCUCUUAGCAGGGUUUGGCAAAGGCAUUGUGGGCACAUUCACCAAACCUGUUGCAGGGAUGUUUGAUCUAGCAUCAGGAACUGCAGCUGCUCUUAGCUAUACCACUAGUAGCAACACCAAUCAGAUGCCACCUAAAGUGCGCAAGAUCCGAUGCUGUGUCAACCAAGCUGGUGUGCUGCCACGCUACACUACACAUGAUGCAACUGGACAGGAGUUUAUGCGCAAGAUAAGUGAAUCUGAAAGCAAGGAAAUGUAUAUAGCAUUUGAGACAUUACGAGACAGUGCGACAGAAGGAAUGCAGGCCUUGAUAACCAGUGAAUGCGUCCAUUUCUUGGGCGACUCGGACCCAUUGAACCCUGUGCUAAGCGUGUGGUACUCAGAACUGUACCACGCCAACCAUCUGAAAGUUGGGGCUAAACAUUAUGUUGAGUUAACAAAACAAGCAUACACCGAGGCUGGUGUCUCACACCCUCACUUAAGUCCUAAGGAAAGACCACGAGUUGGAUGUGACAAUGAAACUAUAGCACUAAAGGUUUCUCAGCAAAUCAAUUACGCUAAAAGUAAAUAUGAAGAAAUCAAACAAAUGGUAGCUACUGGUGCUGAAGAUCAAAGUCUUCUACUCGUACUCUGAAAAAACUCCACAUCACUGGCUGCUUCUCAGGGAUAACUCUUCAUUGAUUGGUUGUUUGCUGGAGUGAAUCAAUUGGAUUGGUUGGUUUGAAGUUUACUAACAAGUAUACUUAAUUGCUACUACUGUAUGUUAGUAUGUAGAGACAGAGUUAAGAAAUAGCCUUUUUGCUGGUAGAGUUCGUUGAACCAUGAAGGUCAUUGAGCUUCUUGUUAAAUUUCAUUGAUGCUCCUUGUGCUUCAACUGGUAGCUGAUAUGCGCAUUAGUCAACUCUAAGGAGAUUUUAACCUGUUAGUCCUAUGUACACAUGAUGACCCUUAAGCAUGUUUACCAGAAACAAAACAUUGGUCAUGUGCAUUACCAGACCAUAGCACAUCAAAUAUACGUCUGUUCCAAAAUGUGUAUAGAUAAGUGUUCGGAGCUAUUUUUAUUGAGUCUUCCUUGAAAUAUAUAGCAUCAGGAUCAGUCAGCAGCAAAAAACUAGCACACCAAUGGUUAGGGUAUACUGCACCAGUGGUUUAUGUACAGCACCGACGGUUACAGCAUACUGCACCAAUGGUUUAGGUAUGCUGCACCAAUGGUUAAGCUAUACUGCACCAAUCAUGAGGUAUACUGUAUUGCAUCAAUACUUUAGGGGUACUGCACCAAUAGUAUGCUGCACCGAUGGUGUGGCACCAGUUAAGGUAUUCUGGACCAUUGGUUAGGGUACUGCACCAGUGUUUUGGGUGUGCUGCACCAAUGUACCGCUGGCUUAGGCGUACUGCAUGACUAAUAAUUUCAUUAUUUUAAAAAAAUGUAUUCUAAGGACAGACAAAUGAAGUAUUUACCUUGAAAUGUUGCACUGUUCUCUGUUUGGUGGGCUCUAUAUAGCCAAUGAUUAUUUGUUAUCAAAGGAAUGAAGGUUAAAGGUUUGUUGACAUAUGGUUCCUCAACAGCUUAAAUCAACAAUGCAAAUAAUAAGUUAGAAUAUAGUUUUAUCAAAGUUUAAAGAAUGUAUACUAAUAAUUGCAAGAUGUAAAAUUAUUAAAAGAUUUUAAAAUAUUGGUGGCAAAUUGGGUUUUACAGUAUGUAACCUAUAUAAUUUCUAGCCAUUAAAUAUUAUUUACUGAUUCAUAAUAUUUAUUAUUUUUUUAUUUAUUUACUAUAUUGAAUAAUGAAAUAUAUUUUUACUUGAAUUGGAUCUCACAACUCAAUUAUAUAUUUAUGUUAAUUUUGUUGCGUAUUAAUUUUCACAAUUGUUAUGUUCCUUAGUUUGAACACUAUUUAGCUGUCCUGAUUUUGAUGAUUAAUAGACAACCUUGAGUUUUAGUUCCAAAGGGAUUACUAUAGUAUUGGGGAAAGGGGAGUUUGUAAAAUUAUAUAACUUCUUUAUAUUAUAUGAAGUAACUGAUUCCUUGAUUGACCUAAGGUUAUUUCGUUACUCAAUGAAGAACAGUAAGCCUACCGUAAAACCUCGAAUAGAAGCCCAUCUUUAGUUUGCAAAAGUAGCCAGGGCUUCUUUUAUUUCCAUGAUGCAUGAGUUUUUUGUCGAGAUAGUGGAGUACAUACACUUUACAUGGAUUUCAAAGCAACAAAAUACAUUAAAAACAUGCUUGGUUAUACAGUAGUUUAGUUUAGAUUUAAUUCCGGUUAAUAGUAUUAAAUACACUACAUGAUACAUAUUGAUGUUACGGUGGCCCUAUUGUUUUGUAGUAGUAAUUCUCAAAAUUUAUAGCAUUCAUUUUGAAAAAAAGCACCUUCUUUACGUUGCAAAAGUAUUCUCGAUAUGAAGCCCAUCUCGAAAAGAAGCCCAUCCAAAGUUUACGAAAAGACAAAACCCAGUGCUUCAAUUCGAGGUUUACGGUAUUUAUUAAUUUCUUAUUAAUUAAAAUGAAUGUCCCGCUUUUGAAGGGUUUUUUAUCUGUGCUAUGUACAUACAUAUGAUUACCCCAGGAUUUGGGUUGUGUAGCUUUAAUUUUGGUGCCAAUUACCCAUGUAUAUUGUAUGCAUCAGUUAAGUCGGACCUAAUUUUGAGAUUUAUCAUUGUAAAAAAACAUGUACAGUUUGAAAAUUUAAAGAGAAUUAUUAAAUAUAUUAUAGAUUAAA
Molecule: messenger RNA, 3545 nt
Organism: Anneissia japonica
Lineage: Eukaryota; Metazoa; Echinodermata; Crinoidea; Comatulida; Comatulidae
Product: vacuolar protein sorting-associated protein 13D-like
Exons: 9
Coding region: 78-1463 (461 amino acids)
Biological process (GO): protein retention in Golgi apparatus; mitochondrion organization; protein targeting to vacuole
Cellular component (GO): extrinsic component of membrane
Source: RefSeq, a predicted model, not a curated record